Molecule: messenger RNA, 2906 nt
Organism: Spea bombifrons (plains spadefoot toad)
Lineage: Eukaryota; Metazoa; Chordata; Amphibia; Anura; Pelobatidae
Gene: EEF2
Product: eukaryotic translation elongation factor 2
Exons: 15
Coding region: 130-2709 (859 amino acids)
Biological process (GO): translational elongation
Cellular component (GO): cytosol; ribonucleoprotein complex
Molecular function (GO): GTP binding; translation elongation factor activity; GTPase activity
Source: RefSeq, a predicted model, not a curated record
UCCGCAUGCCGGCCCUGAGCGCGCAGUGACGUCAGCGCGCCCGCCCCUUCUUCCUUCUCUUCCAGUCCUCCAUCAGCGAGGCAUCUCCCAUCUCCGGCCUGCUUGUGCAAUCCGGGAACAUCCGCAACCAUGGUGAACUUCACCGUAGACCAGAUCCGUGCGAUCAUGGACAAGAAGUCCAACAUCAGAAACAUGUCUGUGAUUGCCCACGUGGACCACGGCAAAUCCACCCUCACCGACUCCUUGGUGUGUAAAGCCGGUAUCAUCGCCAACGCCAGAGCGGGAGAGACGAGGUUUACCGACACGCGCAAAGAUGAGCAGGAACGCUGCAUCACCAUCAAGUCUACGGCUAUUUCCAUGUACUACGAGCUGACAGAAAAUGACAUGGCCUUCAUCAAGCAGUGCAAGGAUGGCUCCGGCUUCCUUAUCAACUUGAUCGAUUCCCCAGGGCACGUGGACUUCUCCUCCGAAGUGACCGCUGCAUUGAGAGUAACAGACGGAGCUCUCGUGGUGGUUGACUGCGUAUCCGGUGUCUGUGUGCAGACAGAGACUGUCUUGCGUCAGGCUAUUGCCGAGAGGAUUAAGCCCGUGCUGAUGAUGAACAAGAUGGACCGCGCUCUCCUGGAGCUGCAGUUGGACCCAGAAGAACUGUACCUGACCUUCCAGCGCAUUGUGGAAAACGUCAACGUUAUCAUCUCCACGUACGGAGAGGGAGAAACUGGUCCCAUGGGAAACAUCAUGAUUGACCCAGUUAUUGGUACUGUUGGCUUCGGAUCCGGUCUGCACGGCUGGGCUUUCACCCUGAAGCAGUUUGCCGAAAUGUACGUUGCCAAAUUUGCUGCCAAAGGUGAAAAGUCUCAGCUCCCUCCUGCCGAACGCGCAAAGAAAGUAGAAGACAUGAUGAAGAAACUGUGGGGAGACAAGUACUUCGAUCCAGCUGCCGGUAAAUUCAGCAAAUCAGCCUCCUCUGCCGAUGGGAAGAAACUUCCUCGCACAUUCAGUCAGCUCAUCUUGGACCCAAUCUUUAAGAUAUUUGAUGCCAUCAUGAACUUUAAGAAGGAUGAAACUGCCAAACUGGUGGAGAAACUGGACAUUAAGCUUGAUUCGGAGGACAAAGAAAAGGAGGGCAAACAACUUCUUAAGGCUGUGAUGCGCCGCUGGCUGCCAGCUGGUGAAGCUUUGCUUCAGAUGAUCACAAUUCACCUGCCUUCCCCCGUGACGGCUCAGAGAUACCGUUGUGAAUUGCUGUACGAGGGACCUCCUGACGAUGAAGCUGCUAUGGCUGUCAAGAACUGUGACCCCAAAGGACCACUCAUGAUGUACAUCUCAAAGAUGGUCCCCACCACCGACAAAGGACGUUUCUAUGCUUUCGGCCGUGUGUUCUCCGGAGUCGUGUCAACUGGCCUGAAAGUGCGUAUUAUGGGACCCAACUACACCCCUGGAAAGAAGGAGGACUUGUACCUUAAACCUAUCCAGAGAACCAUUCUGAUGAUGGGACGUUACGUUGAGCCCAUUGAGGAUGUCCCUUGCGGUAACAUCGUCGGACUUGUUGGUGUUGACCAGUUCUUGGUGAAGACUGGAACCAUCACAACCUUCGAGCACGCUCACAACAUGAGGGUGAUGAAGUUCAGUGUCAGCCCUGUCGUGCGUGUGGCCGUAGAAGCAAAAAACCCUGCCGACCUCCCCAAGCUAGUAGAAGGCUUGAAGCGUUUGGCCAAGUCUGAUCCUAUGGUUCAGUGUAUAAUUGAAGAGUCCGGGGAACACAUCAUCGCAGGUGCCGGAGAACUGCACUUGGAAAUUUGCCUUAAGGAUCUUGAAGAAGACCAUGCCUGCAUCCCAAUCAAGAAAUCGGACCCCGUUGUCUCAUAUCGUGAGACAGUGAGUGAGGAAUCCUACCAGCUCUGCUUGUCCAAGUCUCCCAACAAGCACAAUCGUCUGUACGUGAAAGCCAGACCAUUCCCAGACGGCUUGGCCGAGGACAUCGACAAGGGCGACGUGAGCGCCCGCCAGGAGCUGAAGCUGCGCGCCCGUUACCUGGCCGAGAAGUAUGAGUGGGACGUGACAGAAGCCCGUAAGAUCUGGUGCUUUGGCCCCGACGGAACAGGACCCAACAUCUUGGUCGACGUCACCAAAGGAGUCCAGUAUCUCAAUGAGAUUAAGGACAGCGUUGUGGCCGGAUUCCAGUGGGCCACCAAAGAGGGUGUUCUGUGCGAGGAGAACAUGAGAGGCGCUCGCUUCGACGUCCACGAUGUUACCUUGCACGCUGACGCCAUCCAUCGUGGUGGCGGCCAGAUCAUCCCCACCGCCAGGAGAGUGUUUUAUGCGGCUGCUCUCACCGCCCAGCCCAGGCUGAUGGAACCCAUCUAUCUCGUGGAGAUCCAGUGUCCCGAGCAGGUGGUCGGUGGAAUCUAUGGUGUGUUGAACAGGAAGCGCGGCCAUGUGUUUGAAGAAUCCCAGGUCGCCGGAACACCCAUGUUUGUCGUAAAGGCUUAUCUUCCCGUCAAUGAAUCCUUCGGUUUCACUGCAGAUUUGAGGUCCAACACUGGUGGCCAGGCUUUCCCGCAGUGCGUGUUCGACCACUGGCAGAUUCUGCCCGGGGAUCCCUUCGACACCACUUCUCGCCCCUGCCAAGUUGUUGCCGAAACCCGCAAGCGCAAAGGAUUGAAAGAAGGCAUCCCGGCCCUGGAUAACUACCUGGAUAAAUUGUAAUGUCGUCUCGAACGCUGGCAUCUCGUUUCACGAACUCAUCGUCACCGCGACCUGAAAUUUCUCAUUUACGUCUAGUCUCAUCACCCAGCUAAGGCCGGCACUAAACUGCUGACGACAACACAAAGGAUAGACUGUCCACGCUCCAGAAAAUUAAUAAAAAUGACAAAAGCCUUCCUAAAACGAAUAAAAUAUGUAAA